Messenger RNA from Myotis myotis, 6044 nucleotides. It is a transcript of the gene SENP8, whose product is annotated as SUMO peptidase family member, NEDD8 specific. The transcript is spliced from 2 exons. The record is from RefSeq and is a predicted model, not a curated record. Gene Ontology annotation, molecular function: cysteine-type peptidase activity; deNEDDylase activity. Lineage: Eukaryota; Metazoa; Chordata; Mammalia; Chiroptera; Vespertilionidae. Gene Ontology annotation, biological process: proteolysis. Bases 217 to 855 code for a protein of 212 amino acids.
UUUUUUUUCCGCUGUGAACGGCGGAGCUGGGAACGCUGCCUUCGACUCUCCCUCUACUGGAGUGUAAUGUCGCAAGGUUGGGGUAGAAAGCUCUGGGUUUGCGACCGUAGCUCUCGCUUUCCGGCCAACACAGAGACAGACGUGCCUGAAGGCUGGUUGAGGUGGUGAGGCCCGAGGCAGCUUCCAGAAUUUCUGAGCAAUCCUGGUCAGUACAAGAUGGACCCUGUAGUCUUGAGUUACAUGGACAGUCUACUGCGGCAAUCAGAUGUCUCACUAUUGGAUCCUCCAAGCUGGCUCAAUGACCGUAUUAUUGGGUUUGCCUUUGAGUACUUUGCCAAUAGUCAGUUUCAUGACUGCUCUGACCAAGUCUGCUUCAUCAGUCCUGAAGUCACCCAGUUCAUCAAGUGCACUAGCAACCCAGCAGAGAUUGCCAUGUUCCUUGAACCCCUGGACAUCCCCAACAAGAGAGUUGUAUUUUUAGCCAUCAAUGAUAAUUCCAACCAGGCAGCUGGGGGAACCCAUUGGAGUUUGCUGGUUUAUCUCCAAGAUAAAAAUAGCUUUUUUCAUUAUGACUCCCAUAGCAGAAGCAACUCAGUUCAUGCAAAGCAGGUAGCAGAAAAAUUGGAGGCUUUUUUAGGCAGAAAAGGAGACAAACUAGUGUUUGUGGAAGAGAAAGCCCCUGCUCAACAAAACAGCUAUGACUGUGGGAUGUACGUGAUAUGUAACACUGAGGCCUUGUGUCAGAACUUUUUUAGACAACAGCCAGAAUCACUAUUGCAGCUACUCACUCCUAUAUACAUCACAAAGAAGAGGGGAGAAUGGAAAGAUCUCAUUGCCAGACUUGCUAAAAAUUAGAUAUUGUAUAUUUGUGACUUUUGAAGUCUCAUUCUGCCUGUCCCCAUUUGUUGGAUGGCUGCAGUCUCAGUGCCUGAGGGAAGAUGCCGGAUAGAGGCAAGCUUAGGAUUUUUACUUUUUCCUGAAAAAAUGUCAUCUUCUACAUUAUCCUAAUGGAAAGUUUCAUUUUAACCGUACCUUGAAAAGACAAUGUUCUAUGAAAAUGUCUUGAAGUUAUGCACCAAAACCUUAAAACCAAGCUAUUGUAACAUUUAUUAAUUACCUUUUGGUCUCCAUUAGCCACAUUGGCUUAUUCCAAAGGAAAAGCAGUGAUCUGUAAAACAAAUUAAGGAUAUGUAAAAUCUAGAGGAAUGCAAGAAGAAAACAAUAAAAGAAUCAAAAACUUAUUGCAUAGUCCACUGGCUGGAAGCAGAUCAAGAUCUAAAUAUUAUGAGAAUCAAUUAUUCACUUCUGUGCUAUCUCUUCCAUUCACCAUGCAAAGCUUUCCUGGCUAUCAUCAUACCCUUUGCAAAGAUUUUGUUAACCCAUCUUUCCCCAUCUGAUUCCUGGAUGCUUUAUGAAAGGGGGAAUCAAGUAACUUUAUUAAAUUAAAUGGCUCUGAUAGACCACUUAGUUUGCUCAGUGAGUGGUCAAUUUGCUACUCUGAAUUGAUAAUAGCUUUCAUUAACCUUGUCUAUUAGCCAUGUGCACACUCCUUCCUUAUACCCAAAGUUCUGUGGUUUUAAAAACUCAGCUGAUAACUUCUCACGGUUAUCUGUUAUUUCAAAUAAGUAUUUCUUCUUUCUGAUAGUUUUUUCUCUCCUCUUUACCCUUAAUCUGGCAGAAUUGUUUGAUUUAUAUCAUGGUGAUUUCAGAACUUCAAUUGUACCUGAAAUUUACAAACUAAAAAUUAGUUUGUUUUUGAGCUACAAAGGAGAAAGGGUGACCUUAAUUCAAAAUGCAGACAAUGUCAUUUUUAAAAAGUGGAAUGAAGAGUAAAAAGAAAUGCUGUCCCUCCUAAGCCAGUGAUGUGUUUUUUCAGAGUUGUUUCUAAUAAUUAACAACUAGAUGAUAUGUUGGGUACACCCAUUAAUUCUAUUCUUAAUGAGAAUUAGAUUGCAAUGCAUGACACUUAAAAACCAAAAUUAGCCCUAGCUGGUUUGGCUCAGUGGAUAGAGCAUCGGCCUGUGGACUGAAGGAUCCCAGAUUCAAUUCUGGUCAAGGGCACAUGCCUGGGUUGUGGGUUCCAUCCCCAGUAGGGGGCGUGCAGGAGGCAGCCAACCAAUGAUUCUCUCACCAUUGAUGUUUCUGUCCCUCUCCCUCUCUGAAAUUAAUAAAAAUAUACUUUAAAAAAUUUUUAAAAACAAAACCAAGAUUAGCUUCAGACAUGAAACUGAUUUCAGCUACUUCCUCAAUCUAACCCUGCCCUCAGCCCUCAUGGCUCAAAAUAACCUCACCAAGCAGCGACCACAGAGGCAGUUACUCAGUUCCUUUUAAUCAGGGAGGGAAAACACAGUCACUCUAAAUAAGUACUGGUUACAUAGCAGGCCUGAGUGAACAAGAGCUGAAACUAAAAGUCAAAGAGAAAGCUACACAAAAAGUUUUCAUUUCAAGUCAGUAUGUUUUGGAUAAAAAGAAGACCUAAUGGAAGACAGGAGCAGAAAAAGAAAUUAGGAUCUGGUAGUCAGCCAUAGUGAAGUAGGGAGGAGGGACAGCAAGAGAUGUGACAUAGUGUAGAUGAUGAUGAGAGCAAUAUUUCAAUAACUGUUGAAUAAAAUCCUCUUUUGGAAAGGUUUUGUCUUUCUGCUAAUGCAAAGUAUGUGUGGACCCUGAGAAAGGAGAUACCUAUUGAGGAGGGCUCCUGGUGGCUUAAUGGGGCUCAAAUUAAAAACAAAAAAACAGCCUAGUAGCCAUUUCUACAUAAGGGUCUCUCAUGCAAACUGCACUUCAGGGAGAAGCCUUCACUGUUUCUGCCAUCUGAGCCUGCUCUUCUAGAGGAGUUCCUGGAUUCCUAUUUCAACUAGUAGAACUGAAGCUUUCCUCAUCCAGUCUGAGUUGUGCAACUAUUCCCCCACCCCAGCUUCUUCACUGGCCAAUCAGAACAGCUCGGCUCUGACCAAUCAGGACAGUGCCUUGUGGACCAAUAAAACUGCAAAGAUUUGGAAUCCUCAUUUGCAUGAGGAUGAACCAAUCAGGGACCAGGGGUAGGAACUUCUGUCUAUAUAAGUAAACUCCCAGCUGCCUCUGAUAUCUCUUUCCCUUUCCACCAAAUACUGCAUUUUUAUAGAUGGAGCUAAAAAACUGAAGCUGUCACACUGGAGCAGAGCAGAGCAUACCAGUGCAGGCCAGAGCAAAGCAAAGCGGACCAGUGAGGAGCAGAGCUCUCUCUAGCUAUAGAGGAGCCUAGCUCCAGGGCUGCCUCAUAGCUGUGCUGUUUUCCAGCAAUGUAGUAUCACAAUUGGGCUGUUUUGCACUGAAUAAAGUUUUUUCUUUACUGCUCCAAGUUGGGGAUGGCGUUGAAUUGGCACCAACGACCAUCAGUCUGUUCAGAUAUCUGAUUGUCUCUUUCAAGAGUUAAAACAUAUCAAAGCAAUCUUUCCUAACUCCCUAGGAUUUGUCCCAGAAAUAAAUUACUUUUUGAACUAAACUAGUAAAGUCUUUUUUAAGGUGUUUUUUUUCCAAAUGCAUACCAUGAUUGGACUGUGCUGCAGAUUAGUCUCCUACAAAACUUUGAGUAUGCCAUUUGUAAGUGUUAGCAUUAUAAAUGACAGGUGAAUUUCAGAGUUUACUUGUAAUAUUUCACUGGAUACUGUAACAGCCUGUAAGUUAUACACCUGUUUGAUUGAUGUUACAUGAUACAAAAUAGGAAAAAGAUCUUUUGCUGGUUCCCUUUCUUAGAGUCAAAAGCAUUCAGUGUGCAAAAUUCAGCUUCAAAAUAUGCAAAAGGAAAGCAGGUUAUUCAAAAUUGGAUCGAGCACUGAACUACCCUGCUGACAAAUAUCUUGUUGCAUUGAUCCAUAAGUAUAGUCACAUUUGUUUAACCUAUAUCUCAUAUGGAAUUCAGAAAAGUCCAGCAUAUAUAAAACCACCUAUAGAUGGUAGUCAAAAAUAAAAGUAAAUAUAAGUGGCUUUUCCAUUUAAUACUCUCCUAAUUAUUUCUGCCCUUUGGCUGUUGAAAUUCCUAAGUACUAGUCCUAAUUGGAACAAAAUAAUUAGAAAAAUUAUAAGUGGAUUAUAUUUCUGAUAUGUGCCUUAUUAUUUUUAUUGUACUAUAAUUUUUACUAUAUGUUGACCAUAUGUUUUAGUAAUAGGUAUUCCAUUAAGAUGGCAAAGCAGGCCCUGGCUGGUGUGGCUCAGUUGGUUGAGCAUCAUCCAAUGCACUGAAGUGUCACUGGUUCAAUUCCUGGUCAGGGCACAUACCCAGGUUUCAGGUUCCAUCCCCAGUUGGGGAGAGUACCAUUGGGAUACGUACGGGAAGGAGGCAACCAAUCCUAUGUUUCUCUCACACUUCGAUGUUUCUCCUCUUCCUGUCUCUCUAAAAUAAAUUUUAAAACAUUUAAAAAAUGGCAAAGUAUGAUUUCUCAGUCACCUGAUUACUGAUAAUGAAAGUUCAUUCUUUCAUCACUUAAAAUAAAAAAGGGGAAAAUAUUUACAGAAAUAUACAUUCUGCCCUGGCCAGAUGGCUCCGUUGGUUGGAGCUUCAUCCUAUGCACCAAAAGGUAGUGGGUUCAGUUCUUAGGGCACAUACCGAGGUGCAGUUGCAUCCUGGUCCAGGCACAUACAAGAGGCAACCCAUCGAUAUUUCUCUCUCACAUCAUUUCUCCCUUUUUCUCCCUCUUUCUCUCUCUCUUCCUCUCUCAAAGUCAAUUUAAAAAUAUAUCCUUGGGUAAGGAUUUUUUUAAAUGUUUUUUUAAAAUUACAUGCUGUGGUGUGGGAAAGAGUGUGAAUGUUUUAUCAAAUCAAAGCCCUGUGGGUUAUAAAGUUAUUGCCUCAGGCAUGAUUGAGAUUCAGUAGCCUUAUCUACGAAGGGAAGAUAGUCUGUUUAAGCAGGUACUCUUAAGGAUUAAAUACUGUAUGUAAAACAUGAUAGACACUAAAGUAUACCUAAUCCCGUUCUACCAGUUCCAUUUUAAGACUAUCAUCAAGUUUGAAAACUUAGCUUUAUAUUGCAGCUAAACAGCUGUGUAACUAUAGCCUAAUUGGGGGCUUAAAAAUGGCAGCAGAGGAAGUGGAAGCUACACUGACACUCUCGCAGGACCAAAGUGGAAAUACAACUACAAUGCAGAAAAACCACCCUGAAAAAUCAACUGAAGACUAGCUGGAGAGAAUCCUGGUAACUAAGGAUGGAGCGUGGAAACUGAGUAGAGACUGGUAGGAAGUGCAGAAGUGCAAAAGGCCUGGCCCAGCUGCCACAGAUAGCAGCUGAAGGUCCAAAGGGAUAGCUCAAUGGUGAUGGGUUCCCACUGAGAACUCUGAGGUCUAAACCCCAAAUGGAGCUCCCCAGUCCACAUAACCAGAACUAAGAAAGGUGUCCACAGAACAUCUGACUGUGAACAGCAACAGGGUUGCUAUCAGCCAGCAAGAGACAGCUGAAAAUGCAGGCACCCUCUUAAAGGGCCAAUGUACAAAAUUCAUGUGCAACCACUCACUUUGGGCUCUAGUGGAGGGAGGGUGGAAUGGACUGGAGCUGUGUGAGUCCAGAGUGGAGGGCUCUGGGGUUGGAGCUCGGAAGGAAACCACCCCAGUUUCCCAUACUGAGUCAUUCCCUCACACUGUGAAGGACAUCUUUCUCCUCAGACAUUUGCUAUCCAGGUGAUUUUUGCCUGGAAGGGGGGGGAGGCAGUUGCCCCAUCCUAUUGGAAGACCUCUUGCACCCUGUAGUCAAUAGCCUAAGGCUAAUCAAGCCUGAAUACAAACUGCAGGCAGAGGUGAGUCUCUGGAGGUUUUGAGUCUUUGCCUGAUCUCCUCUGGGCCUGGGGCUAGGAAAAGCAGAUCCUGGACAUCUUGGUCCUUUCCAAAGGCACUCAGCCCCAGCAGAGGAAGCCACAAGCUUAGAAAUGCUGAUAGCUCCAAAUAAGGGAUUCAGGGCCAGUCAGAAACAGUGUCUGAGAGUGUCUUGCACUAGAGAUUAGCAGUCGUAGUAGAUAUACCUAACACAUAGACAUAAUCACAAACAGGCAGUCAAAAUAGGGAGACAAAAAAAAAAAACC